ACAGAUUUCUAGCCUCAAUUUCAAAUGGCUCUGCAGAAUUUCGAAAAACACAUGAAAAAGUAUCGAAAUUUAUGAAAAGAGAGCAGACGAUAUGAAUAAUAGCCAGAUUACCAAUGAUGGAGAGAGUGAUGUUGAAAUAUGUGUAGUAGAUGAAGAUGAAACAAAACAUGAUGAAGAAAUGGAAGAAGAUUCACGGAGAGGCACUGAAACAGAACCAGAAGAGAACGAAAAAAGUGACUUUCAGAUAGAAUCUUCCGCCAGCAUUGUCACAGAAGUUCCUAAAGACAUAAAUGAUUUUAAGAAGCCUACCCUUAUACAGAACUCAAAACAUACAGAGAAUGAACCCAAAGAAAACAAUAUUGAUAAUAUAGACACAGAUCUGUCCAAUUUUCAGACAACGAUGAUGUCAAUUGAAAAUGCUGCUAACGACAGUAGUGAAUCAAGUGAUGAUGAGGAUUCCAGUUGUCAUUAUGAUUCUGAUGAUGAUGAUGAUGGGGAUGUAUUUGAUAGAUUUUAUUUUGAGUCUGAUCACCUUGCUUUCAAGCACAACAAAGAUUACAAGAAUAUGUUAAAAACAUUGAUUGUGUUAGAGGCAGCCAGAAUGGAUUCUGUAAAGGAUCUUGAGAAGCUGCACUUAUGGAAGGAAAAGGCAUUAAAAGACCCAAUAUCAUUCAUUGAGGCCUUGCAAUCAAAGAACCCUCCACAACUACCAGAGAGAAGGCAAAUCAUAGGGCUGCCAAAUGUUGACUGGAUGCAGUAUUUGACAUCAGCUGAUUCACUGAAGUAUGAAAGUGGGAACCAGAUCAGCACAAGGAGAAGCUUUCGUACAAAAGGCGACUCGGCUCUUGAAGAAGAUCGUAUGAAGCCAUAUGGUAACAUCCAAGAAGACAAUGAAAGUGCUGUUUCCGAUGGUUCUCAAGACCAACAGAAAAUUAUUAGAGGGAGAAUACUCGACGAAAGCAAAGCAAUGACAUUUAACAGACUUUGGACUACGGAGGAGCAAGAAAAAUUAGAAAAACUUCUGCACAUCUAUCCACCGGAGGAUGUUGAAGCAAGAAGAUGGGAGAAGAUUGCUAGAGCACUCGGGAAUAGAACUCCAAAACAGGUUUCGAGCCGGGUCCAGAAAUAUUUCAUCAAGUUGGCAAGAGCUGGUUUACCAAUUCCAGGCAGAAUCCCCCAUUUGACAACCCAAAGGAAGUCGAAAAUGAAUCCUGUGAGCUACCGAAAUUCGACAUUUUUCCCAUCAUGGAAGCCAAGCGUGUACAUGAAUGAUGAUGAUGAUGAUGAUGCUUCAAGUGUCACCACAAUGCAAUCGGAUGAUACCCCCUACCCAUCUGACGAAGAAGCUAUUUCUUUCGAUUUAAAAGAUUCAGCAGAGUAUAAAGAACUUAUGAACUUGAAAAGAUUGCGAAAAGAAUACAAAGAGGGUUUAUUUCAUUGCUGCUCGUGUGGCAUAAAGCCAAUAAAAGGGCCCCGAUGGUACUGUAUAGAUUGUCCAGAUGAUGUUCCGUACAAUAUUUGUAGAGAGUGCAACGAAAGGAAUGCACAUAUAUUUACCAACACCCACUCAACAACACAUCGGGUUGUUCUAGCAGAGAAAAGUCAAUCAUUUAUUGAUGGAGACUAUACGAACUUUGAACUGCAAGAGGGAAAAUACAACUACCUUGAUCCAAACUUUAAUCCAAGAUGACGAAAGCAAUUCAUCUCAAAUAGAGUUAUGUCGAUGUUCCUGAUGGGGACAACAAUGACUUUUAGUUGCCUCACUUUCCCCUACAUGUCAAAGGAGCGAGGCUAAAUUGCCAAAGACUGUAGCAGAUAAGAAUAAGAAAUACUUUCUGGUUAGAAUAUCUUAAUGAAUAUGUAAAACGUAAUGUGGUUGCAGAAAAUUUCAUGACUGUCUUUUAUUGGCUUUCUAAAAUAGGCACUUAUCACAGUUGUAUCUUCCUUUAGAAAUGUAUUUCUUGUAAUAUUUCUGGGCUGCGAA
This is a messenger RNA of Rhopilema esculentum, 1984 nucleotides long. RefSeq names its product ZZ-type zinc finger-containing protein 3. The record is from RefSeq and is a predicted model, not a curated record. Gene Ontology annotation, molecular function: zinc ion binding. NCBI's taxonomy places the organism in Eukaryota, Metazoa, Cnidaria, Scyphozoa, Rhizostomeae, Rhizostomatidae.